Cuscuta epithymum is the source of this 1154-nucleotide messenger RNA. The record is from the annotation of a GenBank genome assembly. NCBI's taxonomy places the organism in Eukaryota, Viridiplantae, Streptophyta, Magnoliopsida, Solanales, Convolvulaceae.
GAUCUGUUUAAGUCGUGAUUUGGCUUGGUCCCAAAUAAAAACAUACUAAUUCCUUGUCUAGCUAGGGCUUACGGUAGAAACAUAACUUGCUUUAUGGAGUACAUUGCAGUAGCGAUAAAUACGUGCGCCUGAAUAUCACCACUCUUUUCUUGACUGUAAUGUAUACACAUAAGAUAUGAUUCAUGCAUGUAUUGCUACGAACAUUUGUCCAUUCAUUAUACGAACCCUUAGCUUUGGUCUUUGGAGAUCAAGGAUCAUACACACAACAUAUAUUUUCUCCUACGUCGUCGUUUUCUUUGACAGAUCAACUUGAUCGAGCGAUUGUCACCAUGGCCAAGAGCAGGCAUGGGAAACGAGAUUUGCACUCUUACACAAUCAGAGGCACCAACAGAGUCGUCAGAGCUGGAGAGUGUGUGCUGAUGAGAUCGCCGGAGAACGAAACAGCCCCAUAUGUGGCAUAUGUGCAGAAAAUAGAGGCUGACGACAGAAACAAUGUGAAUGUGUGUGUGAGGUGGUAUUACCGACCGGAGGAAACAAUGAGAGGGAGGCAAUCGUUUCACGGAACUAAAGAGUUGUUCUUAUCAGAUCACUAUGAUGUCCAGAGUGCCGAAACCAUUGAAGGGAAAUGUACCGUUCACUCUUUCAUGGCGUACACUGAACUUUCAUGUGUCGGUCCAGAUGAUUACUAUUGUCGAUUUGAGUACAAUGCUGCAACUGGAGCUUGCCAUCCUGACCGAGUUGUUGUGUAUUGCAAAUGCCAGUUGCCUUACAACCCAGAUGACCUGAUGAUGCAAUGUGAAGCCUGCAAGGACUGGUUCCAUCCCAGGUGCGAGGGCAUGUCUAUCCAACAGGCAAAGCAGCAGGAUCGAUUUGUUUGUACCGCUUGUUUAUCGGCUCAACAUGCGAAAAAACGCCCAAGCGAGUGUCCUGUUUCUGCAAUGAGUAGUGACAAGGUUAGACCAAAACGACAGAAGAGAUAGUUCCAGUUUGAAGCAGAGGGAAGAUGAAUACUAUGAUUAGCAGUAGUAGUGGUUUUGUGUUCUUUUUUUAUUCAUUCAUUAACUAUCUAGUGUCUCUUUGGUAGCUUCAUUUUGAUGCAUGUGACUUGAAUCGCCAGGCUAAUAAUGAGAAUAGUAUGAUAUAGCUUAAUGUUU